Mycena citricolor is the source of this 261-nucleotide messenger RNA. NCBI's taxonomy places the organism in Eukaryota, Fungi, Basidiomycota, Agaricomycetes, Agaricales, Mycenaceae. The record is from the annotation of a GenBank genome assembly.
AUGACGACAAUCUCGUCCUCCGCGCAGAAAAACUCGAUCUACCGAAUAUCAAAGGGCCUGCUUGCAGCACGCUCGUCGGUUUUUGCGGACAUGCUGUCAUUUCCGGAGGGAGAGGAACAUAUUGAUGGAUGUCCCGUCGUCCAGUUGCAUGACAGUGCGCGGGAUGUGACUUGCUUUCUGAGGGCCAUCUUCGAUUCGAGUUUCUCCCAGCCUCCGCCCAGCAAGACUGACUUAGCAACAAUCACGGGCAUCCGCGUCUAA